Messenger RNA from Anolis carolinensis (green anole), 3277 nucleotides. It is a transcript of the gene wdr24, whose product is annotated as WD repeat domain 24. Gene Ontology annotation, molecular function: protein binding. Lineage: Eukaryota; Metazoa; Chordata; Lepidosauria; Squamata; Anolidae. Gene Ontology annotation, cellular component: GATOR2 complex; cytosol; vacuolar membrane. The record is from RefSeq and is a predicted model, not a curated record. The coding region runs from base 495 to 2870 and encodes 791 amino acids. The transcript has 10 exons. Gene Ontology annotation, biological process: cellular response to amino acid starvation; positive regulation of TORC1 signaling; positive regulation of macroautophagy.
GGGCGGAAGGGGCGGGCCUGCUUUCCUGCGGAGAAGGCGGAGGAAGAGGCGGAAGAAGGAAGCAAGGAGGACGGAGAAGAGGCCUCCCGAAGAGCCGGGGCCUUUCCUCGUUGAGAGCCCGCUUCAGCCCGGCUGCUAAUGCUUUCCUUUCGCCGCCAGAUGAAAGCUGCAUUUUGUUGGAUUCCUUCAAUUAGAAGCUUCUUUCCGACAAACAGAAAACAGAAAGCCUUUGACACAUCACCAAGAGAUUUCAAUGGGAGAGAACAAGGACAGUUGAAUAAAAUUUUGACGUCACUGCCAUUAGCUUGCAUCUGCUUUGACAGAUUCAGCAGCAGCUCUUGCUCAUGUUAAGAAGAUGCAGAAACUCCUCUGAUAAGCUGGGUUAUGAAAGAUAAGCCACCGAUAGAAGGUUUCUUACUUUUACAAUGGCGUGUUUCGAGGUAUAAUUGUCAAAGCCCUUGCCUUGAGAUCCAGGAAACCUAGGGAAGGCUGCCAUGGAGAAAAUGGCGAGAGUGACCACCGCCCUUGGCGGCAACACCAUCACCGGACGGACCAUGUUCUGCCACUUGGACGCCCCUUCCAAUGCCAUCAGCGUGUGCCGGGAUGCGGCCCAGGUUGUGGUGGCUGGGCGCAACAUCUUCAAGAUCUACUCCAUCGAGGAGGACCAGUUCGUAGAGAAGCUGAACCUGCGCGUCGGCCGUAAGCCCUCUCUGAACUUCAGCUGUGCCGACGUGGUCUGGCACCAGAUGGACGAGAACUUGCUGGCCACGGCAGCCACCAACGGCGUGGUGGUGACCUGGAACCUUGGCAAGCCCUCCCGCAACAAGCAGGACCAGCUCUUCACCGAACACAAGCGCACUGUCAACAAGGUGUGUUUCCACCCGACCGAAGUGUACAUGCUGCUCAGCGGCUCUCAGGACGGCUACAUGAAGUGCUUUGACUUGCGCAAGAAGGAUUCGGUGAGCACCUUCUCAGGACAAUCAGAAAGUGUGCGCGAUGUCCAGUUUAGCAUACGAGAUUACUUUACCUUUGCUGCAACUUUCGAAAAUGGCAACGUACAGCUGUGGGACAUCCGCCGUCCAGACCGCUAUGAAAGGAUGUUCACAGCCCACAAUGGACCCGUAUUCUGUUGUGACUGGCAUCCGGAGGACAGGGGUUGGCUUGCCACCGGAGGCAGAGACAAGAUGGUCAAGGUCUGGGACAUGAACACCAACCGGGCCAAAGAGAUCUACUGCGUGCAGACAAUUGCUUCUGUGGCCAGGGUCAAGUGGCGGCCAGAAUGCAAGCACCACAUUGCCACCUGCUCUAUGAUGGUGGACCACAACAUCUACGUCUGGGAUGUCCGCCGCCCGUUCAUUCCCUCAGCCAUGUUCGAAGAGCACAAAGACGUGACCACGGGGAUUGUGUGGCGGCACCUCCACGAUCCUUAUUUCCUCCUCUCUGGCUCCAAGGAUAGUACUCUUUACCAGCACAUCUUCAAAGAUGCUAGCCAGCCGAUUGACCGGGCAAACCCCGAAGGGCUUUGCUAUAGCCUCUUUGGGGACUUGGCUUUUGCGGCCAAAGAGAGCCUCAUCUCCUCGGAUUCUAACCGCAAGCCUUACAUCGGCGACCGGCGACACCCUAUUUUCUUCAAGCGCAAGUUAGACCCCACGGAGCAGUUCGAAUUCAUCUCCUCUUCCAGUGCCUUGAGUGUCUUCGAGGCAGAAACAGAGUGCGAUGUCGGGAGCAUGGACUGGUUUGUGCGGACUGCCAAGCAGUAUGUGUUGACAGGGAGACCUCUGGCGGAGCUGUGCGACCACAAUGCCAAAGUAGCCAAGGAGCUCAAACGCAAUCAGGUGGCUCAGACAUGGACAAUGCUCCGAGUUAUUUACUCCAGCCCCAGUGCAGUGUCCACCACGAACUUAAACCACAGCAUAGGAAAGAGUAGCUCCAAUCUCCCACUCAUGAAUAGCUUUAAUCUGAAAGAUAUUUCCUCUGGAAUAGGCAGCGAGUCAAGGCUAGAGCGGAGCAAGGGAGAGGGACGUCCUGAAAAUAUCCUCAUGGAUUCUUCCUCUACUUUGAUCAAUAAUGACGAGAACGAAGAAACCGAAGGAAGCGACGUCCCUGCAGAUUAUCUCCUUGGGGACGUGGAAGGAGAUGAAGACGAUCUGUACUUGUUGGACCAUGAGAAUCCCCACACCGAGGAGCAAGAGUAUAUCCUUCCCCAGGAGGCCUUCCCUUUGCGCCAUGAGAUUGUGGACAACCCCUCUGCGCUGGACCACUUGCAGGACAAAGCGGACUCCCCCCACGUCAGUGGUAACGAGGCCGAGACAGUGUCCCUGACGCCCGUGGAGUCGUUCUCCCUCAUUUCCAUCUCUCACUCCCUGUAUGAGAACCGCCUGCCGGCCGACUUCUUCAACCCCGUCGUGCGCAACAUGUUGCUCUUCUAUGCCGAGCAGGGAGAUGUGCAGAUGGCGGUGUCUGUGCUUAUUGUGCUGGGGGACCGCAUCCGGAAGGAGAUCGAUGACCAGGCGCAGGAACAUUGGUACACUUCCUACAUCGACCUGCUGCAGCGCUUCCAGUUGUGGAACAUCUCCAACGAAGUCAUCAAGUUGAGCACUUGCAGAGCCAUCAACUGCCUCAACCAGGCCUCCACCACCCUGCAUAUCAACUGCAGCAAUUGCAAGCGGCCCAUGAGCAACAAGGGAUGGAUUUGUGACCGGUGCCGGCAGUGCGCCAGCAUGUGCGCCGUGUGCCAUCACGUGGUGAAAGGCUUGUUUGUGUGGUGCCAGGGCUGCAGCCAUGGGGGCCACCUGCAGCACAUCAUGAAAUGGCUGGAAACCAGCUCUCACUGCCCAGCAGGAUGCGGACAUCUGUGCGAAUACACCUGAAGCACCUGGCGGCGCAUGUGGCCUGCUGCGGAGCAAAACGUGUUCCGGGGGCUGCUUAGCAAGAGAAUUGAAAGCCUGUGUUUGUGGAAGCAUUCGAACUCACUGUUCUUGGUGUGCUGGACAGCGGCAUGUGAGAGCUUAAUGGUUCAGAUGCUAAGAAGAGAAAGAUCCUCGCAUUAAUACUUCACCAAGGAUAGCGAAACCUCUGAUUCUCCGGUGAUUCUUCUGGAAAAUUUCACCUGCUCACUUUCUUCCAUUUAUUUAUUUUUUUACUGCUGUGUAAACAGUUUUUGGUUAUCACCUUUCUACAUAAACCUGCUUUUUAGUAAGUCAAGGUAGCACCCAGGGAGAUUUCACCCAUUUUUUAUACCGAAUUGAAAGAACGGAAUAAACUUUACUGUUUCGUA